Messenger RNA from Myripristis murdjan (pinecone soldierfish), 3167 nucleotides. It is a transcript of the gene insig2, whose product is annotated as insulin induced gene 2. The coding region runs from base 218 to 946 and encodes 242 amino acids. NCBI's taxonomy places the organism in Eukaryota, Metazoa, Chordata, Actinopteri, Holocentriformes, Holocentridae. Gene Ontology annotation, cellular component: SREBP-SCAP-Insig complex; endoplasmic reticulum. Gene Ontology annotation, biological process: SREBP signaling pathway; cholesterol biosynthetic process; cellular response to insulin stimulus. The transcript has 7 exons. The record is from RefSeq and is a predicted model, not a curated record.
AACCGGAAGUAUUCCAAGUUAGCGAGAAGGCUAAUUAGCAUUUCAUCUGUUGUCUUGCCAGCAAGUAAACACACUGAGCCAUGGUAAAUGUAUGAAAUGCAGACCUGUAUUCGCAGAACGACUCUCUCAACGUAAGCGCAGUUAGGGAUGUCAGUGGAGGACUCUGAACUCACUGGUGGAUAGAGACGUUCUACAUUUCUCUGUCACAGGCUUACGGAUGUCCCUGACAUUGACUGCCAUGACCGACAGCACGGUGACCGGCGGCCAGCAGCAGCGGUCGGGGUCCGGGCAGAUGUCACGACCUUCCCGGGGGCCGUACAUCUCAGUCAUCACCAACAGGACCACCAACCUGGUGAUCCGCGGGACCAUGCUGUUUUCUGUGGGCGUGUUCCUGGCCUUGGUGCUCAACUUGCUUCAGGUGCAAAGAAAUGUCACUCUCUUCCCCCCCGAUGUCAUCAGCAGUAUCUUCUCCUCAGCCUGGUGGGUGCCACCCUGCUGCGGCACGGCCUCAGCAAUGAUCGGCCUGUUGUACCCGUGCAUCGACAGCCGCCUGGGCGAGCCGCACAAGUUCAAGAGGGAGUGGUCCAGUGUGAUGCGCUGCGUGGCCGUGUUUGUGGGCAUCAACCAUGCCAGCGCUAAAGUGGACUUUGCCAACAACGUCCAGCUGUCUCUGACUCUGGCGGCGCUCUCCAUCGGCCUGUGGUGGACGUUCGACCGAUCCCGCAGCGGCUUCGGCCUGGGAAUCGGUAUCGCUCUGCUGGCAACGCUGGCAACCCAGCUCCUGGUCUACAAUGGAGUCUUUCAGUAUACUUCUCCAGAUUUCCUCUACAUUCGCUCCUGGUUACCUUGCAUCUUUUUUGCCGGUGUGAUAACUAUGGGGAACAUCGGACGGCAGCUAGCCUUGUAUGAAUACAAAGUUGUUCAAGAAAAGACCCAUCAGGACUGAGGGAUCUGGUCUCCAUCAAACCUCUGCUCAAAAAGACAUUUUCUUUGCACCAACGCAAAGCCAAAAGCAGGUCAUCAAAGGACAUCUGUAUGCAGCAUUGAUUGGGAUUGGCCGACCCUGGCCAAGGCGGAGCAGUCAAGCACGGCCGAUGAAUAAUGGGCCCCUGAUUCGCUGCCCGGCGCUUUCCGCUGGACAAGACAGUAUUUUUGAUUGGCUCUCAUUAGCCCAUUCAGAGGCCGAGGCGACAUCGGCUACAUGAUGGACCUUCAUUUGCCACUGAACUGAGGUGAAUAAUGAGAGCGGAGGCUUUUUUUUUUUUUUUUCCAUAAGUUCUUUUGGUGCGGUUUAUCCACUGCACCGUCUGUGAAUGCAACUCAUCUGGAACAUGAUUAGCGGCAAUGCAUCUGUCAUCGUUCAGAUCAACUCAGCACUAGUGGUUUGAAAUCUUUGGCUCCAUUGUGCCAAACAGAGUCAUACAGGGGACGGCUUUGAAACUCUGCCCAUACCUUCUAAUCCUCCUCACAUCCCUUAUGUAUCGCUAGAGAAUCUAUAGCAUAGCUAGCUUAUAUCUAAAGAGAGAUACGCACCUAUAUUCCAGGCUUUUAUUAUGUGUAAUUACCUUAUACGCAUCCACACUCAUUUGGUAGUAUUUUAUUUUAGAUGUAAUGAAAUGAUGAUGUGUACUGUAUGCAUGUCUGCCCUGGCUGUAAGGACAAGGGGUGCUCAGUGUUCAGCAUUCACAUCCAGUAGGUAUUUCUGCCAGCCUUACCUGCCCCCCCCCUCUGUCAGUCACUGAGAUGUACAGUACCAUCGGAUCCAAUGAACCAAGACUUUGGAUUGUGGAUGGCUUUUUGGCUUUGAUACUUGGCUAAACUGACACAGGCAGAGAAAAUUGGAUGUGUACCAUAUCUAAUUUUGAAAUUGGUGGUUUAUUUAAAUAGGCAAAAGCACUGGAUUUGUGUUGCACAGUGUCAAAAAGCUGUUUGUCUGGUCCUCUGUCAGUGCAGCAUUUGCUUCCCCCAAACAGCAGGAAUGCCAAAUUGCCCAGCUAACUUUGAAAAAGCUUCUUCUUAGCACUUAACACAUGAUAGCUGUGCUUUAACACCAUAGGUGAUUAGUUGAUUAACGCACAACAUGUAAUAUAAUAGAGGCAUCAGCUUUAGGUGAGUAGAACAUUUUUUUUUCUCUGAAAUUUGAAUGAAAGACGUUUUAUAUUUAUCUUGAUCAUGCAUCAAGACUGUGUGUCACUCAACCUAACUGUGUUAGUUGAAUACUUGCAAAGGUAAUACAUACCGUAGCAUAUAACUAUGGAACUACAUAGUUUGUUUCUGACAGUUUCCCAAUGUUUUCAGUGGCUUAUAAAGAAUACUUGUGGUGUUAUGAGUGCAAGAUCUUUUCAUCACACAGAAAGACAAACUUGACUUGUCUCUGGAUUCGUUUUCAAAAUGCGCAGCAUCUAAUGUUGAUAUUCUGAAUGCCAUGGCAUUGUUCUGCAAUGUCUGCUGGGUAAUUCACCGAUCCAUGUACGGGGCUUCUUUGCUCUGUUUUUAAAGCAAGCACAUAUGUGCUGACUUGGUCCAAAAAAAGAGAGGUCCAGAUACAGUGUUCAUAAAUAUGAAGAACUCAGUUCCUCUAUUUAGGUCUUUGCUCAAGCACGUCCUCGUUUGAAACAGGUGAUAGGCUGCAGGAUGGAUUGACAACAGUUCUGGUAGAAACUGCAGGUGGUCCUUUUAAUUAAAGAAAGAGAGGAAAAUAGAAAAACAAGGAGGAGAAAUGGGUAUCACUUUCUGUACAAGAGGGAGGGACUGCUGGACCAUUAAGGGACUUCAAAUGUCUCCUGUAAAAGCUAACAGAUCUAAUUUGAACAAUCACACAGUGUUGAAAAACCGAAACUUGCAAAACAGUGUUUUUGUAUCAUUAAGAUCAUUAAGAUGUGGGUUGCAUGAUGUGUAAGGCAAUGUGGACAAACAUUUUAAUACAAUGACAGAGUUUGGGUAGCAUGUUUUAUAUCAACAUUGUAGCAUCUGUUUUUUUGAUUUUUUUGUUUUGUUUUUUUGUUAAAAUAUCAUGGACUGGUUGUUGUUAUCCCUCCAGAAACAGGAGGGUUUUAACAUGUGUGGUGGUUGAACAGGGACUUAAUCAAUCCACUCACUCAUGCAACCUCUGGAAGCUGAACAUGUGCAAUCUCUUUUGGUGUAAUAAAGAACAUGCCUUUUGGUAA